Messenger RNA from Brassica napus (rape), 2414 nucleotides. RefSeq names its product putative terpenoid synthase 7. Gene Ontology annotation, molecular function: terpene synthase activity; magnesium ion binding. NCBI's taxonomy places the organism in Eukaryota, Viridiplantae, Streptophyta, Magnoliopsida, Brassicales, Brassicaceae. Gene Ontology annotation, biological process: diterpenoid biosynthetic process. The transcript has 9 exons. The coding region runs from base 123 to 1997 and encodes 624 amino acids. The record is from RefSeq and is a predicted model, not a curated record.
UCUUUUUCAAAGCGUACUAUUUUUGUUUAAAUAAAUUUUAUUUACAUAUGCUAUACUGUCUUAUGUGAGAAUCAUGGAUUUGUGGUCGGGUGAACAAAUACCCCGUGCCUAUAAAUUUGAUAAUGAACAUGUGUUACAUAUCAAUGGUAGUGAAAAUGAAAUCCAUAGCAGUUUUUGUGCCAAAACAUGGAUCUCAAGUCUUUCUUUCUUCUCCGAAUCACAACUUGUUUCCAGUAAACAAACUCUCUUGCUUUCCGCUGAUGUCGGUUCCCACUAAGCCUCCAAAGUUUGUUCGUUUGAAGGCAACUACUACCAUGACUCGUGAUGAUCACGAAAGCAAUCGCACGUUUAAGGAAUUGCUACCUUCUCCAUGGACUGAUCAGUUCCACACUAUUUCUGUCGAUGUCUCCGAAAUUAAUGCGCUUAGGAAAGAAAUCGAUGUACUAAAGCCAAAAGUGAAGAAGGCGCUCAUGUCUUACCAAGGGAUCGAUUCAGCAAAGAAGAGAAUUCUUAUGAUAUAUUUGUUGGUGAGCCUUGGCCUUGCACAUCACUUUGAGGACGAGAUAGAUGAGACUAUAAAAGAAGGUUUCGAAAAGAAAGAGGAGAUGAUAGAAGGUGAAAAUGACUUGUACACAGUGUCCAUCAUCUUCUGGGUUUUUAGGAGAUACGGUCACCAUAUAUCUUCCGAUGUAUUCAGGAGAUUCACAAAGAACAGCGGAAAUUUCAAAGAAUCUCUUGUCGGAGAUGCCAAGGGUAUGUUGAGCUUGUAUGAAGCUGCUUAUUUGCGGACGACAAAAGAUUAUAUAAUGGACGAAGCAUUGAUAUUUACAUCUAGACACUUGGAGUCACUGGCUGCUGAUGGAACGUGCCCUCCUCAUCUCUCAGUACGUAUUCGAAAUGCUCUUACUCUACCUCAGCACUGGAAUAUGGAGAUGUUAUUCCUAGUGGAAUAUAUCUCAUUCUUUGAACAAGAAAAAGAUCAUGACGAGAUGCUACUCAAAUUCGCUAAAAUCAGUUUCAAGUUAGUACAGCUCCAAUACCUUCACGAACUCAAAAUCCUUGCAGAAUGGUACAACGAUCUAGAGUUUGAAUCCAAGCUACCACCUUACUUUAGACACAGAAUCGUCGAAAAUCAUUUCUUUGUACAAGCGAUGUGCUUUGAGCCACAAUUAUCACGUGCAAGGAUUAUAAUGGUUAAGUACUUCACAAUUUUAGUGAUUCUAGAUGACACAUUUGACAGAUAUGCAUCUCUUCCGGAAGCUGAAGGCCUCGCUAAUAGCUUGGAAAGGUGGGCUCACGAGCAUACCAUGGAUAAACAGCCUGAUUAUUUGAAAUUCGUGUUGAACUUUAUGAUAGAUACUUUCGAAGAGUUUGAAAGAGAACUUGGGCCACAAGGAAGAUCAUACAACGUGAGCGCCUCAAAGGAAGUGGAUUAUAUUUCAAGGAAAAGAAAGUUCAAGACACAUGUGAAAGCCAACUUUGAUCUCGCAAAGUGGGGCCUAGUUUAUCACGUGCCUAGCUUUGAGGAGUACAUGGAGGUUGGUGAGGUGGAAGUCGCAGUGUAUGCGACUUUGGCAAGUCGAUACAUGUCUAUGGGAAAGAUGGCUGCAAAAGAAGCUUUUGAAUGGCUAAAGUCCAGACCAAAACUCGUCCAAUCUUUAUGUGUCAAAGGUCGUCUUAUGGAUGAUAUAACUGGUUUCCAGGAUGACAUUAGUAGAGGAUACGUCACCAAUGCUGUCAGCUGUUAUAUGAAGCAAUAUGGAGUUUCCGAAAAUGAAGCUUUUAGGGAGCUUAAUAAAAUGGUUGGAGAGGCUGAGAAGAUAAUAAAUGAAGAGUUCUUGACAAAAACUGGUGUGCGACACUGUGUUCUUAAGGCAGUCAUUGAUCUUGCACGCAUGAUCCACGUCUGCUACAAUGGAUAUGAAGGUUACACCGAUCCCCAAGGAAAAAUUAAGGAGUACAUGACUUCUAUGUUCGUGGAUCAGAUCCGUCUUUGAAGACUUUGGCAAAUGUAGACGUGGAGAUCGGAAGGGUGGUACAGUUUAGGCCAGUUAUAUGAAUUAAGUACCGAGCUGAGCCGAAUCAUCGUAAAAUAUACGAAUGGUACCAGCCUUGCCAAGUUGCCAGACACUGAUCCUUACCAGAAGACAUGUAGUGAGGGUAUAUCCUGAAGACCCAGAGAUGAUGGAAGCUGUGUACAUGACAUGUUAGGAUAUCACACAGAUUACAAGAUCAUGAGUUGAAAGAAGUUAACAGUUGCGUAUAUUUGUUGAACUAUUCAGAUUUGUCUCCUUUUUCUUUGUAUACUAUGUUUUCUGUUUUAUCAUUCUUGUGCAAGAACAUGUUUUUCUCAACACUUCUUGAGUCUUGAACUAUCCACAUUAUAUAAUUCUGUUAAUCUUGUUUUACUAUUC